AUGUGCUGCAACUUUAGGAUCUCCUACCGUAUUCUGCUUGAUCAAUCGGUGAUAGUAUCGAUCCUCUUUGGAAUCCACAUGUUCUGCUUUGCACUUUCGUUAAUAUUUCUCGUGUUCUGCUUUCUGAAGCGGAAAUUUGGCACGUUUUACGAAGGUCUAUUGCACGCCUAUCUGUUGAGCAUCUUGUUGAUGGCUCUGACGUCGCUGUUUGCGGUUAUGUUCUUACCAUUGGCAUUUUUACAACAAUCCCAUUCACUCGGUGAAGGUAGGACAUUUCCUUCGCUCUCUCUGCCUGCAAGAUGUUUUAUCGAUUUAUUGAUUUUUUUCUCUCGGUGGUACUGCACCGUCAAAGUGUAUAGACGUUGCAUGGUAGUCAAGUGA
Molecule: messenger RNA, 381 nt
Organism: Cooperia oncophora
Lineage: Eukaryota; Metazoa; Nematoda; Chromadorea; Rhabditida; Trichostrongylidae
Source: the annotation of a GenBank genome assembly